This is a messenger RNA of Malania oleifera, 2704 nucleotides long. Its product is annotated as B3 domain-containing protein Os03g0120900-like. The coding region runs from base 576 to 2303 and encodes 575 amino acids. The transcript has a single exon. NCBI's taxonomy places the organism in Eukaryota, Viridiplantae, Streptophyta, Magnoliopsida, Santalales, Ximeniaceae. Gene Ontology annotation, molecular function: DNA binding; DNA-binding transcription factor activity. The record is from RefSeq and is a predicted model, not a curated record.
GCUAGGAGGUCAACAGGCAGCUGAACUUAAUUGGUGCUCUUUGAAUCCUCCAUGGGAUGGGGAUGGGGAUGGGGAUGGGAUGGGAUGGGAGGCGCGCCGUGUUGUUUCGCGUUUGAGUAGUCUUCCCGGUCAAAUAAGAAAGCACCGACCGCCACUGUGUGUUAACUGUAAGGAGUCUCCCUCACCAGGUACCGCUAGCUACCUUCAUCUUUUAGGUGGCUUCCAAUAUUUGUCAAUUUUCCAAACCCACCUCCCCCCCCCCCCCCCCCCCCCAACCCCAAAAAAAAAAAAAAAAAAAAGAAAAAUCACUUCAGCUAGGGCUGUGGUAACUAGACAAGUCAAUCUAGUAGAGGGAGAGCAAACAGGCUGAUCAGCUAGCUCCUGCAAGCCACUCCGAGUUUUAAUCAGGAAAAAAAUAACACUCCCCCGCCGGCCAGUACCGUAUAUCUUCUUCCGUCGAAUCAUUUUGUGGUUGAUUGUUUAUUUCGUCUCUUUAAUUUCCCCCGUCGCCCCAAAAAACCAAAGAGGAUUAGAUUAUUCAGUAGUGCUAAAAUUGGAGGGAUCGGGUGUAGGUCAUGGAUUACAGUAUGGGUGGUAGUAGUACACAAUCAGGGUUUUGGGAAGAAGAAGAUGAGCAGAUGUCGAUGAUGGUUAGAUCGGAAUCAGGCGUAGUAAUGCUGCCUUUGUCGACAUCAUCAUCAUCAUCAGCAGCAGCAGCAGCUUAUGGUUCCUCCAUCUCUUCCACCUCCACCUCCUCUACAUCUCAUCACUACUACUACCCCCCUGCUUUGGGUACCCACGCCCAUUCUCAAAUUCAGGAUGUCAGGAGGCAGCACCACCACAACUUAUUCCCUCCUAAUUGCAAUUGGGGUUGGCAUGCUUCCGCUGUGCCCACUACCCACAACUUGGAGGAAGCUGGAGUAGUACUACACCAACCCCACGAAGCUGAUCAACAUCAUCAUCAUCAUCAUCAUCAUCAUCAUCAGGAACGUCGAGAGGAAUUAGCAGAACCAGGGAGCGCCGCCAUAUUCGGCGGAUCAUUUUAUAGUACUGAUCAGGGAUCAGCCGGAAGAAGAAGAUCAGAAGCGGCAGAUUCCGACGGCGCUGCGGGCGGGGUUGGGGGGAUUAACAUGUCGAGCAUACAGAGGGAGCACAUGUUUGACAAAGUGGUGACGCCGAGCGAUGUGGGGAAGCUGAACCGGCUGGUGAUACCCAAGCAGCACGCCGAGAAGUACUUCCCCUUGGAUUCUUCCACCAACGAGAAAGGACUGCUGUUGAACUUCGAGGACCGCAGCGGCAAGCCCUGGCGCUUCCGCUACUCCUACUGGAACAGCAGUCAGAGCUAUGUGAUGACCAAGGGGUGGAGCCGCUUCGUCAAGGAGAAGAAGCUCGACGCCGGCGACAUCGUCUCCUUCCAUCGCGGUGUUGGAGAUUCCGGUAAGGACCGGUUGUACAUUGAUUGGAGGCGCAGGCCCGACGCGCCUGACCCUGCGGCCACGUCCUUCUCAACCCUCUCGCUCCCACACCACUUGUCCUCCUCCUUCCGUCGGUCCUUGGGGUGGAAUCCCAUGUUCUUGCGGCCUCCUCCGGCGGCGACUGCGGCAUCGUCCGUGUCAACCGUACCGUGGGAGUACGCGCAUUUGCAGCAGCAGCAUCAUCAUCUUCAGAGGAUGAAUUGUGGUGGGUACGGCGGGAGUAGUGGGUCGUACGGAUACAGCAGCAGCGGCAGCAACAACAAUUACAAGAUGACGGUGAAGGGGGAAUCAUCAGCUGGGCGGGGUGUGCCAGUUUAUUACCAGGCCAGAUCCGCAGCCGCACAACAGCAGGUGGGAAUGGUGGAAGUAGAAGGGGGUGGAAAUGAUGAAGAAGAUCAGGACGAAGAGCGUAUAGUAUAUGAGUCGGUGCCGGUGGUCAAAAGCAAGGCGGCAGCUGCCAAUAAAAGACUCAGGCUGUUUGGGGUAAACAUGGAGUGUUGUCCUCCCAAUUCUGAUUCCGAUGAGUACACCUGCCAUCAAGUGUUGUCCUCCUCCACCACCAGCCCCAGCACCACCGCAAUCGCCGCCACCACCUCUCUCCUUCCGCAUGCUGCUACUACAAUAAUGCCAUCAUCAUCAUCAUCCUCAUAUGAUCAUCAUAAUCAUCAUCAUCAUCAUGAGUACGCUUCUAAUCCCAGCUCCAACAAUUCCCUCCUCCUGCAUCCCCUCCAGCUGAGGCUCUACAACGGUGCCCCCGCGUCUGUGCCUGUGUCAGUGCCUACCGACAAAUUUUGGGAAUUAAGGAAUCCACCCCCUUCGACUGAUUAAUUUGCUAAUUAAUUGGGUCGAUUUUAAAGAUCGAUUUCAGUCGAUCCAGAAUUAAUUUGACAGAUGCAGCAAAUUCAUUGAGGAUGGAAGCUAGUAUGCGCUGCAAAUACAUUAUAUUUUGAUCAGAAUUGUCAAUUUCGUGGAGGCUGGCCAAGAAAUGAUGAAGAAGAAGAAGAAGAAGAUAGAUCUCAAUGUCCGUCUGUUGAUCGAUUGGUACAAAUUAAUUUUGAAGAGACAUUUACAUAUAGUUUCCGUCAUCAUUGGCUAGUUGAAGCACGCUAAUUAAUUGGAAUUGAUGGAUGGAGAAGAUCACCUAACCCUGAAAGGGCGAAAAUUUAAGUUCAUCAAUGGAUCCAUUCUUAUAUAUAUAUAUACCCUGAAAGGGCGAAAAUUUAAGCUCA